This is a messenger RNA of Helicoverpa zea (corn earworm), 1442 nucleotides long. RefSeq lists its product as uncharacterized. The transcript has a single exon. The coding region runs from base 197 to 1153 and encodes 318 amino acids. The record is from RefSeq and is a predicted model, not a curated record. NCBI's taxonomy places the organism in Eukaryota, Metazoa, Arthropoda, Insecta, Lepidoptera, Noctuidae. Gene Ontology annotation, biological process: DNA integration. Gene Ontology annotation, molecular function: nucleic acid binding.
CCAAUUAUACUUGAUGCCAAACAUAGUUUUACUAAAUUACUUAUGAGACAUGAGCAUUUAAGGUUAUUUCAUGCCGGACCACAACUACUUUUAUCUUCUAUAAGAGAAGAAUAUUGGCCUAUAGGUGGUAGGAACUUAGCUCGUAGUAUUUUAAGAAAAUGUGUAGUAUGUAUACGAUUUAAAGGUUCAACCUAUAAUGGGUAACCUUCCUAAUGUAAGGACAAAUCCUAGUUUUCCUUUUUAUUCAUGUGGAACAGAUUUUGCAGGUCCGUUCAUGAUUUCAAGUAGAAAAGGUAGAGGUAGUCGAGUAUCAAAAUGUUACCUUUGUUUAUUUGUUUGUCUUACAACUAAAGCUGUUCACUUGGAGCUCGUUAGUGACCUUACUACUCAAGGUUUUUUAAUGUGCCUUAGGAGAUUUGUUUCGAGAAGGGGAAAACCUUACGAAAUUUAUUCAGAUAAUGGAAAAACAUUUGUAGGGGCUAACAAUGAAUUGGGUAGAGUGCUUAAGUCUAGUCGCGAGGCUGUGACAGAGUAUGGCAGUACUGAAGGCAUUAGAUUUAAAUUUAGCCCUGCAUAUUCACCUCAUUUUGGGGGUAUUUGGGAAGCUGGGGUUAAAUCAUCCAAACAUCAUCUUAAGAGAAUAGCUGGCAACGCAGCCUUAACAUUUGAGGAACUUGCAACGUUGUUCACACAAAUAGAGGCUAUCCUAAAUUCCCGUCCCCUAUCUCCUCUCUCAUCCGACCCAACCGAUCUCCUACCCUUAACCCCUGGGCACUUCCUAAUCGGGCGGCCACUCAAGUCGGUGCCGUCCUUGCUAAUUGAAAAGUCUAGAGCUAACAGAUACGAGCGUAUAGAGCAGCUGCGGCAACAGUUUUGGGAGCGAUGGCGCCGAGAGUACCUCGCCGAACUCCAACAGAGGACCAAGUGGCGGAGACCAGACCGGGAACUCAAAGUAGGCGACUUGGUCAUCCUCAAAGAAGACAACCUACCUCCAUUAUGCUGGCGACUAGGCCGCAUAACCAAACUUUACCAAGGACCAGAUGGCGUCAGCAGAGUCGCCGACGUCCUCACAUCGAGAGGGACUGUCAAGAGGGCAGUCCACAAGUUUUGCAUCAUACCUGGAGAUGACAUCGACCCAAAUUCAACUGCUUGAUAGCUGUGCUAUCAAGGCCCGGGAGGAUGUUAACGCGCACACUGUGCAGGCGCGCCAAACCGAUCCACCGUGCAGCACGAGAAGGGGAUGCGGGACGCGCGGGAGGAGGGCCGCUGGCCGCGUCGCUUCGCCGGGGCCGCGCGCCGGACUCUUUCGCCAUCGGCACCGGACGAGUGCACACGUCGUGAUUAACCUAAUAUUUUUGUAUAACGCCAAUCGCCACACGUCGUAACUAUGAAACCUAUGUAACUAAUUACUUUCUUAAGAAUAUAAGCAGUUUGUACCAGAA